AUGUUUACAAAAGCCCUACGUUUUAAUGUCAGGAAUUUUAAAUACUACGCGGCGUCUCCGAGACUUUUCGCCAGAGCGGCGCACACCGACUACAAAGUACCGGAUUUCGACGAGGACCGAAAAGAGUCGUUGCAAUGCCCCACGAUGAGAUCGAGCGACAGCGAGGAUCGGAGAAGAGGCGCUGUGGGUCUCAUAACGCUAAUAGGAGGGGCUCUGGCCAUGUACGGCACCAAAGCCGAGAUCCACAGAUACGUGCUGUUUAUGGGCGCCUCCGCCGACGUGCUGGCCCUGGCGAAGAUCGAAGUGAAUCUGUCGGAGAUUCCCGAAGGUAAAUCGGCGACGUUCAAAUGGCGGGGGAAGCCCAUAUUCGUGAGACGCAGGUCCCCCGAUCAAAUCAGAUCCUCCGAGAAGGUUCCGUUGUCAGAGCUUCGAGAUCCGGCUACGGACGACGAAAGAUGCCCUAAUAAGAAGUUCUUAGUGAUUAUCGGUAUUUGUACUCACCUGGGAUGCGUUCCCAUCGCUGAUGCGGGGGACUACGGUCCCGGGGGAUACUAUUGUCCCUGUCAUGGUUCCCAUUUCGACGCCUCGGGGCGAAUCAGAAAAGGCCCGGCCAAUACGAACAUGGAUAUACCCGAACAUACUUUCGUUGAUGAAAAUACGCUGGUUAUAGGAUGA
This is a messenger RNA of Phyllotreta striolata, 675 nucleotides long. Lineage: Eukaryota; Metazoa; Arthropoda; Insecta; Coleoptera; Chrysomelidae. The record is from the annotation of a GenBank genome assembly.